UCAUUUCCACUCUCAUGGCAAGCCAGCGCCCAACACGACACACGCCUCCAUUGCUCUGCCCUAAGUGUAGCUAGCAAGCUUUGUUCACUUUCACUUGCGACUUGGAAGCUUUGCUCCUGAGACCAAUGGCCUCCACCGCGGCGCUCCAGACGGCGGCCGUCUGCACGCUGCUCCUGUUCGCCGGCCAGCUGCUCCCCACGGCCACGCCGGCGCCGCCGACCAGCUGCGCCCCAGGCGACGCAAAGUGCCUGGCCUGCUAUAACAAGUGCGUGGAGCCCUGCCGGCGGGACCCGACCCAGUGCCGUGCGACCCUCCUCUGCGGGCCGAAAUGCGCGCAACAGACGUCCAGCCCCCCGCCGCCGCCGCCGCGGGAGAGUGGCACUUGUGCCCCAACCAACGUAAAGUGCGUCGCCUGCGUGAAGAAGUGCGGGGACAGAUGCCGGCGGGACCCGACGCAGUGCCGUAUGACCAUCUACUGCGAGCCGGGAUGCGCGAUUCAGACGGCGAGCCGCCCGCCGGCGAAGGACAUUUGCGGCCCAACCAAGGCGAAGUGCCUGUCCUGCGUUAACAAAUGCAGGGAAACAUGCCAGGGGGACCCGAUAAGUUGUGGCGGGCUCCAAGACUGCGAGACGGGAUGCGCGCACCAGAAGAAGUAGCUACUACUGUAGCUAGCUAGUCGAGUUCAAACGGGGGGAGAGCCGAGGCACACGCUCCACGCACUUUUCCCUUGCUUGUUUCAUGUCAUGUUGUCGUGUCGGUCAUCGUGGUUGUUUUAGAUUUCGUCUAGGUUUGUCAUGUCGGUCGUCCUUGCUGUUUUAGUGGUUCGUCUAAGGCUUCUGUUGCAGCAGUUGCUUCAAAAUAAGGGACCGGAUGGAUCCCAUCCAUCAUCCAUGGACCAUGGGUAUGUAAUAAUGUACUAGAAGCAAACACGCGCGUUGCUGCCCUGUUUUGGAUGUUAUCAGUAUCCGUUUAUUAAUUUAACUAGCAAAA
Aegilops tauschii subsp. strangulata is the source of this 990-nucleotide messenger RNA. RefSeq lists its product as uncharacterized. The record is from RefSeq and is a predicted model, not a curated record. Lineage: Eukaryota; Viridiplantae; Streptophyta; Magnoliopsida; Poales; Poaceae.